Fusarium coffeatum is the source of this 504-nucleotide messenger RNA. RefSeq lists its product as uncharacterized. Lineage: Eukaryota; Fungi; Ascomycota; Sordariomycetes; Hypocreales; Nectriaceae. The transcript has a single exon. The record is from RefSeq and is a predicted model, not a curated record. The coding region runs from base 1 to 504 and encodes 167 amino acids.
AUGUCUUCUAUGGAAAAGGAUCGCGUCGAGUCUGACGACCAGACCAUGUCCAGCGAGGAAGCUCCCCGACGAGAGAAGCGCAGCAAGAAGAAGAGCAGCAAGUCUUCCCGUCGUCAAGGCGGCGGCCAGCAGCAGCAGCAAGGCGGAGGUGGUUCAGGACCUCUGGACCAGCUCCCUCUCGCCGGUGACCUUGGUAACUCAGUCGGCGGCGUCACAGACGGAGUGACCAACACUCUGGGCGGCGUCACGGGUGGCCUUGGAGGUCUCACCGGUCAGUCGGGCGGCGGCGGUGGUGGUGAUGCCGGCAAGGACACUCUCCGACUCCGUCUAGAUCUCAACCUCGACAUUGAGAUUCAGCUCAAGGCUCGUAUUCACGGUGACCUAGAACUCUCUCUACUGUACGUAUUUCCUCCUCUCAUUCUCCUUUAUUUCCCCUCCAAUCUGUGGCCGUUGUAUCUUACUUGGCUUGCAAAUCUCCAGAACGGGAUAACCGCCGAGAUAUAA